Molecule: messenger RNA, 4643 nt
Organism: Gorilla gorilla gorilla (western lowland gorilla)
Lineage: Eukaryota; Metazoa; Chordata; Mammalia; Primates; Hominidae
Gene: TACR2
Product: tachykinin receptor 2
Exons: 5
Coding region: 1509-2657 (382 amino acids)
Biological process (GO): positive regulation of flagellated sperm motility; G protein-coupled receptor signaling pathway
Cellular component (GO): plasma membrane; sperm midpiece
Molecular function (GO): substance K receptor activity
Source: RefSeq, a predicted model, not a curated record
ACGAGAAACCCAGGCGGUGCAAGGCAGAGCCCUGGGAGCACAGAGGCUGCUGUGCCGUGGAUUGCUGGUGAAUGAGAGGCCUCCUCUGCUUUAAUGAAGAGCACGCCCCCCCGACUCCCGCUAAUCCUGCCCUGCCUUCAUGGUCCACACACCACAGGUGUGCACAGGUUCAUGCGUGUGUGUGAGCUUAACACGUCAGCCGCACAUACAGUUGCUCAGAAACAUCUUCACUGCUUCACACACGUGCACACAGUCAAUGACCAGGAGCAGGGAUCUUGGGGCAAACCUAGAGCAGCUUCUCAGGAGUUAAAACUCCAGCUUUGCUGUGGUUCCCGGAAGAGCCCUGACUUUGUCCUAAGACAGUGGUUCUCAAAGUGAAGUGCUGGCUCCAGCAGCAUCAGUAUCACCUGGGAACUCGCUGGAAACGCUCCGGGCUCUGGCUUCUCCUCCUAGAGCGCCCAGAGCUGUGGGGUCCUCCCUUCGGGCCAGAAACUCCAAUCGUAGUUUUUAUGUACCAACCCCUGUGCUAAAUAGACUUUGUGCACAUUAUCUCCAUUUAAAAUUCACAAAUGUACUGUGAGAUGCACACCAUUUUUCUAUAUUUUUCAGAUGGGGUAGACAGAGCUCAGAAAGGUUAAGAGACUUGCCUGGAGUCACCAAACCAGGCUCGAACUCCUUCUGUAUUCAGAAUCACUCUUCAGACGUAGCUCCUGUCCUGGGCUGAAAGUCAACACCCGCCGAGAGCUGGGCCUUCUGUACCAGCCCCAUCUCCCCCAAGUCUCUCCCUGCCUCUGCAGCCAGUCCUAAAUCUUUCAAGAGACGAGGCCAAGCAGGGGGUGGGACCAGGGGCAGGAGCCAAAGCCCCACCUCGUGAGCAGGCAGCACCUCUGCCAAGGCCCCCACCGGCCCUGCCCCAGAGAACGGCAGGGAAGCUGCAGCGAGGGCUGGCAGCUGGCAGAGUCCUGAGCACCCAGCACCCAGCCCAGCUUGCACCCCAAAGCCUGGAGAGAGGCUGCUGCGCCAUUGACCUGUGGACUCCAGAGACUCCCGCUGUGCGUUCUUCUGAUCUGGAAGAUUUCCUGAAUUACGUGACAAGAAACCUGGGUUCGAGUCCUAACUUGUCACCAACUUCCUGAGUGACCUGGGCUGGUCCCGUCCCCUCUUGGAAUCUCUGUCUUCCAUCUCUUCAGCGAAGGGGUUGAUUUAUAAGGAUGUUUUCUGCUCUGACACUGUGAUUUGAAUUCUGUUUCCACAUGACAUUCGAGAAGUCUGGCCGGAAGGAUGGAAUCUGAAAUGACAAUGGUCCUGGACUGGGCUUUGUGCUCAGCCCAGCUCAUCUUUGCCUGAGACCUGGGAGUGGCCCCAGGCUCUCCUGAUGUGCCACCACGCUUGACAUCUGCUCCUCUCCCUGCCCCCAUAUUCCCAUGCUCUGAAGGGGAGUUCUCUUCCAUAGCAAAUCCGGGAGGAGCCGAGGAGCCAGGCUCUUUGUUCCAGACCCAGAAGCAGCCAUGGGGACCUGUGACAUUGUGACUGAAGCCAAUAUCUCAUCUGGCCCUGAGAGCAACACCACGGGCACCACAGCCUUCUCCAUGCCCAGCUGGCAACUGGCACUGUGGGCCACAGCCUACCUGGCCCUGGUGCUGGUGGCCGUGACGGGUAAUGCCAUCAUCAUCUGGAUCAUCCUGGCCCAUCGGAGGAUGCGCACAGUCACCAACUACUUCAUCGUCAAUCUGGCGCUGGCUGACCUCUGCAUGGCUGCCUUCAAUGCCGCCUUCAACUUUGUCUAUGCCAGCCACAACAUCUGGUACUUUGGCCGUGCCUUCUGCUACUUCCAGAACCUCUUCCCCAUCACAGCCAUGUUUGUCAGCAUCUACUCCAUGACCGCCAUUGCUGCCGACAGGUACAUGGCCAUCGUCCACCCCUUCCAGCCUCGGCUUUCAGCCCCCGGCACCAAGGCGGUUAUUGCUGGCAUCUGGCUGGUGGCUCUCGCCCUGGCCUCCCCCCAGUGCUUCUACUCCACCAUCACCAUGGACCAGGGUGCCACCAAGUGCGUGGUGGCCUGGCCCGAAGACAGCGGGGGCAAGACGCUCCUCCUGUACCACCUCGUGGUGAUCGCCCUCAUCUACUUCCUGCCGCUCGCGGUGAUGUUCGUCGCCUACAGCGUCAUCGGCCUCACGCUCUGGAGGCGCGCAGUGCCCGGACAUCAGGCGCACGGUGCCAACCUGCGCCACCUGCAGGCCAAGAAGAAGUUUGUGAAGACCAUGGUGCUGGUGGUGGUGACGUUUGCCAUCUGCUGGCUGCCCUACCACCUCUACUUCAUCCUGGGCAGCUUCCAGGAGGACAUCUACUGCCACAAGUUCAUCCAGCAAGUCUACCUGGCACUCUUCUGGUUGGCCAUGAGCUCUACCAUGUACAAUCCCAUCAUCUACUGCUGCCUCAACCACAGGUUUCGCUCUGGAUUCCGGCUUGCCUUCCGCUGCUGCCCAUGGGUCACACCCACCAAGGAAGAUAAGCUCGAGCUGACUCCCACAACCUCCCUCUCCACGAGAGUCAACAGGUGUCACACUAAGGAGACUUUGUUCAUGGCUGGGGAUGCAGCCCCCUCCGAGGCUACCAGUGGGGAGGCGGGGCGUCCCCAGGAUGGAUCAGGGCUAUGAUUUGGGUAUGGUUUGCUUGCCCCCACCAAAACUCGUGUUGAAAUUUGAUCCCAAUGUGGCAGUGUUGGGAGGUAGGGGUUAGUGGGAGGUGUUUGGGUAUUGGGGAUGGAUCCCUUAUGAAUAGAUUAAUGCCUUCCAGCUGAAGUGAAUCAUCACUCUUGUGGGAAUGGACUAGUUCCCAAGAUAACAAGUUGUUAGAAAGAGUGUGGUGUCCUCAGUUUCCCCGUCUUGCUUCCUCUCUCACCAUGUGAUCUCUUUGCACACAACACUUCCCUUCCACUUUCCACCAUGACAAGAAGCAGCCUGAGGCCUUCACCAGAUGCAGCUGCCCAAUCUUGGAUAUUCCAGCCACCAGAAUCAUGAGCCAAAUAAACCUCUUUUCUUUAUAAAUUACCUAGUCUCAGGUAUUCCAUGAAAGCAACACAAAUGGACUGAGAUAGGUGCCUACUGAACCCUGAAGCCUUGUGCCUGGCUGCAGAAUGAGGUGUAGCACCCUUUGAGAAGUAGCCAAUCGAGAAGACCAGAUCUGAAAGUUCAGCUCAUGCCCCAUCCUUCAGUAUACCAAUACAAAGACAACAUGGGGCCAGAACUCCAGAAAGGAUGCUGACUUUAAGAGGACUCAGCCACCCAUCUCAGAGAGCACUUCAGAGGAUCCAGUAAGGGUCAGAAAAGACAGUGUAAGCUGAUAUUUAUCUAAUCUAAGAGAUGCAAGCUCAAAUGCCUUCCUGGGGCAUACAAGAAUAUGUAUAAAAGAAAAACUGCAAAUGUGAUGAUAAAAGGCAACUGACUUCCACCCUCAGUUUGAGCUAAUAGGGAAUGGUGGGGGCCAUGGCAACCUGGAGAGGACAGGCAUUCAAAGGGGACAAGAACUACUCAGCUCUGGACAAACGUUGCCACAUGAUAAUGGGAGCCCACUGUUGUUAGAUCUUCUAAAUUUUUCAAGAGAAGCUACAAAUCCACAUUUGUAUGUGAGUCUUCCAGAUUUGUUGAAUUUGACCCAAAUUUUCAUAAACUUUGCAUAAGUUAAACAAAACGUAUCUGUGGGCAAUGCAACCAUGACCCUGAUUCGCCAUCAGGCUGCGGAUACAAAGGAGGAAACUUCUUAUUUCACAAAGCCCAGUGACUGAGUCAGCCGAGGGCUUCUCUGUCUCAGUAUUUAAGAAGUCAGAUACAGCCCAUGUAGACGGUGAUUAAGAGCCAAAAAAAUCAGCUGUGCUUCCUCAGGCAAGUCACUUUGACCUCUGCCCAGUAUCAAAACUACUUCACAGGGAUGCUGUGAGGAACAAUGGGAGUAAUGCCUAUCAACUAGCAGGCCAGACCAGAUUAAGUGCCCAAUACAUGGAAGCCAGGACUUUUUUUUUUUUUUUUUUUGAGACAGGGUCUCACCUCACUCUGUGAGACCCAGGCAGGAGUGCAGUGGCACCAUCAUGAUUCAGUGCAGCCUCAACCUCCUGGGCUCAGGGGAUCCUCCUGCCUCAGUCUCCCAUGUAGCUGGGACCACAGGUACAUACCACCACACCCAGCUAGUGUUUAAGUUUUUUGUAGAUAUGGGGUCUUGCUAUGUUGCCCAGGCUGGUCUUGAACUCCUGGGCUCAACCAUUCCUCCUGCCUGUCUCCUGAAGUGGUGGGAUUACAGAUGUGAGCCACCACACCUGGCUGUUAGUCAUGACUUUUAACUAUUUCACACAAAAGCCACCUACAAAGCAGCAGCACAGCUCCCACUCCCACUUCUGCAGCAAGAAGCUAGAGGGCAGAAAGCAGCAACUGUCCCAACUCCCAGAAGGCUCCCGGUCUGGCCCAGCCCAUCCCAGGGGCACACCUCCUGCUUGCCAACUCAGCCUCCACGCCCUGGUUCCCCUGCAGAAGAGCCAUGUAACAUUGUCAAUGCACACUGGAAGGUGUAAUGUUAUCUGUGUUCUCCAAAAAAUCACUGCUCCGUAGACACCAGCACCAUGCCCCUAAUAAAGGGACUCUGAUCUCACCAAA